Capsicum annuum is the source of this 4084-nucleotide messenger RNA. RefSeq names its product putative late blight resistance protein homolog R1C-3. Gene Ontology annotation, biological process: defense response to other organism. The transcript has 3 exons. Bases 132 to 3806 code for a protein of 1224 amino acids. NCBI's taxonomy places the organism in Eukaryota, Viridiplantae, Streptophyta, Magnoliopsida, Solanales, Solanaceae. The record is from RefSeq and is a predicted model, not a curated record. Gene Ontology annotation, molecular function: ADP binding.
AGAGGAGACCAAAGAGGGGGAGAAAACCUUUUAAAAGGACAUGAAAAUGUAUGAUUUGUAGCUCAACUACCCUUCUUCUUCAUUGAGUUCACAAUAGUCCUUAUUAUCACCUCAGAAAAAGACUCAGAGAGAUGUCUUCACAUAAGGUUUCAAAGGAGAGAAUCGCUUUCCUUGAGAGGGAGCUGAAAUUCCUGGAUACUUUUCUCGUCUUGCAGAGCCAAAGAGUUGCAUGUGAUGACAUGCCAGAAUAUGCCACACAGAAAGCCCAAGCUCUUCUUAGAAACUCCAGAGUUGCCCUCUCCUCCCUUGACUUGACCUCUCCAAAUACUUCUCAAGUUGUCCAGCAGAUGGAAGAUGAUAUUCAGAUGACUAAGCUGGAAAUCAGAGCUAACUACUCUUUUCACAAGACAUCAUUACAACUCUCAGCCAGCAGGGAUGAAAUUGCUGAUCCAAGAUUUGUAGAAGAUUUCAUGGAUAUUGUUGCAGCACAUAUUCAUGAUCUAGUGAAGAUUGAUGAUGCCCCUUCACUACAAGAGGUAUUAAAGGAGUUGAAGAUGCUGAGAAGUUUUAUCCGGUUUGUGUCAGAACGAUGCAAUGAGCCUCAGAACCAACACACUUUCUUCACUCACGCUUUGGUGGUGGCUGGCCACGUAGCAAUGCUUGUCUGGUUGUAUUUUACAGGACGUGACUACAAAAAUAAAGAUUUGGCUUUAGGUGAAAUCAAUGUACUGGUUUUCUUGCAAAUGAAGAUUAAGCCUAUUCGUCCAAGGAUCCGUGAGAUCUAUGUUGCAGUCCUGAAAGCUUUGAAGUCGACAAUACAAUCAGGAUGGCACCCCGACAUAAAAAAUGAGCAUGUAGCUGACUCUGAAGCCAGCUUUAUUGAUACUAUCCUACAUAAUCUGCUGGGGCUAUCAACUAAUAGUAGUCCAAGUCGAAUAGUCGCUUUGAAGGACCAAAUGGAAAUCCUCCAGGAGAUGCUCAAGCUCUUGAGAGCCAAUAUCAUCCACAUUCCAAUACAAGAUCUUGAAUUUCAUCUUUCAGACAUCAACAAUUUUAUAGUUGAUGCUGGACUUCUUGUUUACUCAUUAUAUGAUAGCGAGGAGGAGGACAUGGCUUCGGGAGAAGUGAAUCAAGCGCUUCUUGAUUUACCUGGCAACAUUCAUCAGAUCAAGGCAAUCAUCUACUUCAUCAUUCGCAAGCCAUUUCAAUCUAACUUGCCAAUGAUUCAUGGACUAGGCUAUGUUGAUAUCCUUUUAAACAAACUGGCUGAGUUCCAAGCCCACUAUGCAGAUUCACUAGUUCGUAUCCAGAUGCAUCUUCAAAUAAUUCAAAAUCAACUUAUGAGUUUGCAGCCUUUUCUAGAGGCUGUUGCAGAAAAGAGACACAGUAUGUUUGAAAGGCAACAUUAUGCUACGCUAUUAAUCGGCAAAGCUUAUGAGGUAGAAUACAUACUUGAUGCAGCUUGUAUAAGCAAAGAAAUUCCUUACUGGUGUCUCGAGUGUUGGCUUAUAGAUAUCGGGAAGGAGAUUAGUCUCAUCAUAGCUGAGAUACCAAUGAUUCAGGACACAAUGAAUACUAACAUUGGUAAUACGUCAUCACAAUUGGACCGGACCCCAAAUUUGAAUGAUGAAAUUGUGGGUUUUGAGGAUGAGAUUGCCAAACUAAGAGCUCGGCUUACAGAAGGAACAAAAGCGCGAGAUGUUAUCUCAAUAGUUGGUAUGCCUGGACAAGGUAAGACGACUUUGGCCUAUAGACUCUAUUCUGACAAGUCAGUUGUCGCUCACUUUGAUAUUCGUGCACAGUGCUCUGUGUCUCAGUUAUAUUCGCGUCUGGACUUGGUUUUGGCCAUCCUACAUGAUGCUGAUCAACGUAGAGACAAGUCCAUCUUACAUGAUGCUGCCGGUGAGGAUUCUCAGCGUAGAAAAAUGCGAGAAGAUGAUUUAGCUGAUGACCUCCGAAAAAACUUAUUGCCCAAAAGAUAUCUUAUCCUUCUUGAUGAUGUGUGGGAAACUAGUGUGUGGGAUGAUUUAAGAGGUUGUUUCCAGGAUGCCAAUAAUGGAAGUAGAAUCAUUAUAACCACAAGAGAUCAUGAAGUUGCCAAUUACAGUAGAUGCCAUAGUGAACCCCUUCAGCUUCGUAUGUUUAACGAUGGUGAAAGCUGGAUGUUACUCAAGAAGAAAGUGUUUGGUGAAGAACACUGCCCCCCUCUCCUAACAAAUGUCGGGAAAAAAAUAGCAAAAAAGUGUGGCAAGCUGCCUCUUUCAAUUGCUUUGGUGGCAGGUAUUCUCUCAGAGAUGGAGAAGAAAGAGGAAUACUGGGAACGUGUGGCUGCAAAUUUAGGUUCCCACAUUCACAGUGACUCAAAGGCCAUUAUAGAACAAAGUUACCAGAAUUUACCGUAUCAUCUGAGGUGUUGCUUUCUUUAUUUUGGAUCAUUUUUAGAGGAUACCAUGAUCAGUGUUUCGAAGUUAACAAAGUUAUGGACCUCGGAAGGAUUUAUAAAGGGCUACGAAGGCAAGAGUCCAGAGGAUAUAGCAGAAUGUUAUUUGGAGAAUCUUAUCACUAGAAAUCUAGUGAUGGAUGCUAAGAGGAGUUUUGGUGGUAAGAUUAAAGCAUGCCGCGUUCACGACCUGUUGCAUGAUUUCUGCAAGGAGAGAGCAAAGGAAGAGAAUCUUCUACUUUGGAUUGAAUGGGGGAGAAUUAAUCCCAUGUGUUACUCACACAAGCAACUAGCUCAACGUCGCAUGUCCAUUUAUGCUAGAGUGAAUACUCUUGAAAGAUGGAGUUCAUCUUGCUCACUUGUUAGCUCUGUAAUUUUUCAUAACUAUUCUUCAAUUGCUCAGGCCUCCCACAUUUUUCACAGGUUUAAGUUUCUAAAAGUUUUGGAUUUGGAGUUGGCCGAAAUUGAUUCUUUGCCAACGAAUCUAGUUCACUUGAGGUACUUUGCUGCAGGAAUUGAUCAGAAGUCAAUCCCAUCAUCCAUAUCCAAUCUUUGGAACCUUGAAUAUCUGAUACUAAAAAGUAGUCAAAGAACAUUGUUUUUACCAAAUACACUUUGGAAGCUGGUUAAAUUGAGACAUCUUGACGUUUCCGCUUCAAUUAGAACUUAUGUCACUAAAAAUAAAGCACAAGAAUUACCUGAGACCUCCUCGAAACUUUAUGAUUUGGAAACUCUUUCCUAUCCAUAUUUUUCUUGUGUUGAGGAUGUGGAAUUGAUGUUGAGAAAAACACCUCAUCUUCGGAAACUAAAAUGCAUGUUUAUGGGUACUCGAAGCUAUCAGUACCCUGUCGUGGAGUUCCCAUCACGGCUUGAGACGCUGAAGAUUAUCCGGCCACACUUGGAAUGGAAUCUUUUUUAUCCAGAGCUUCACCUCUCUUUGUGCAUCUCCUCGCCUAAUACCAAAAACUUGACUGUAUCCAACUUUUACCUGGUCCAUUGGAACUUAUCAAACAUUGGUCUGCUUCAAAAUCUUCAGGUGCUCAAACUGAAGGCAGUAUACUUUCAAGAAAGGCAAUGGGAAGUGAGCAACGACGAGUUCCUACAACUCAAGGUCUUGAAACUAGUAGAUUGUGUUUGGUUUCACGAAUGGACUAUCGAGGAUGAUGCUUUUCCGAGCCUUGAACAUUUGGUACUGCGUGGAUGCAAACGUCUUAAGGCAAUCCCAUCUUGUUUCGGUGACAUUAGCUCUCUAAUGUCCAUUGAGGUAAGGAAAUGCAACGAAUUUGUCGUCAACUCAGCCAGGGAAAUCUUUAACACACAAGUUGAAGAUUAUCAGAAUUCUAGUUUCAAGGUCAUCAUCCUCUAAACAGAUGAUGAUUCGAAUUCAGGGAGGAGAAAGAGAGGUGCUGAUGGACUACAGCUGAUGCGAAAGGUUAUGUUCUUUAUUUAACAUGGUUUUAUCUAGAAACUGUAGUAGAUAUAGGAAGAUAAGGGAACUUCUUGUGCUUCGUAAUUGUAACUAAUUAGAGUAUCAAUAUCUUUACAGUAGUCUAUCUCUAAAACUUCUGUGAGUUAUGACAAUCUGAAGCAGCUUCCAUUUAAUGUUUCAAGAAAACAAUAAAAAUAAUAGAUGAACUUAGGCGA